Micropterus salmoides (largemouth bass) is the source of this 1719-nucleotide messenger RNA. It is a transcript of the gene aadat, whose product is annotated as aminoadipate aminotransferase. Gene Ontology annotation, biological process: biosynthetic process. NCBI's taxonomy places the organism in Eukaryota, Metazoa, Chordata, Actinopteri, Centrarchiformes, Centrarchidae. Gene Ontology annotation, molecular function: pyridoxal phosphate binding; L-kynurenine:2-oxoglutarate transaminase activity. The coding region runs from base 84 to 1394 and encodes 436 amino acids. The record is from RefSeq and is a predicted model, not a curated record. The transcript has 14 exons.
GGUGUUCUGACGAUUUAAGCUGUCUUCCCGAAAAAUGCUACCGUAACGCAUGAGUCUAUCGAGUCGCUCUGCCCUGUCGAAAAAUGCUACCUUAUGUGUUGCCUUUUUCAGGAAUCAUGAAUUACGCUCGGUUUCUGACUGCUGUCAGCGCCGCCAGAAAGCCCUCUCCCAUCAGGAUGCUGACCGAGCUACAACAGCAGUCGCCUCCGUCUCUGAUCUCUUUGGCUGGAGGAGCGCCCAACCCCAACACCUUCCCCUUCCUGUCAGCGUCCAUUAAGGUGAAGAACGGACAGACGGUCACGUUUGACGAGGCGGCGAUGAAGAGGGCUCUGCAGUACUCUGCCUCUAACGGACUACCCGAGCUGCUGACGUGGAUGAAGAACCUGCAGAAGAAGCUCCACAACCCGCCGACCGCCGGCUACCCCCCCGAGAAGGGCCUGAUGGAGAUGUGUGUGACCACGGGGAGCCAGGAGGGGCUCUGUAAGGUAUUUGAGAUGCUGGUCAACCCUGGAGACAACGUUCUGCUGGAUGCACCCACAUAUUCAGGCACGCUUGCAGCGCUCCAGCCGCUCGGUUGCAACUUAAUCAACGUCCCCAGCGAUCAGCACGGCAUGAUACCUGCAGCCCUGAAGGAGGUUUUGUCGCGGUGGGACCCCUCAGAGGUCCACGAGCCCGGCAGCACCGCUCCCAGGAUCCUCUACACCAUCCCCAACGGUGGAAACCCCACCGGGGCCUCCAUGACGCCUCAGAGGAAGCAGGAAGUGUAUGAUCUGGCCAGGCAGUAUGACAUGCUCAUAAUCGAGGACGACCCCUACUACUUCCUGCAGUUUGACAAGCCGUGGGCUCCCACAUUUCUCUCCAUGGACGUUGACGGGCGGAUCAUCAGGACAGACUCCUUCUCUAAGAUCCUGUCUUCGGGGCUGAGGAUGGGUUUUGUGACCGGCCCCAAACCGCUGGUAGACAGGGUGGUGCUGCACAUCCAGGCCUCAACAAUGCACACAAGUACCUUCACGCAGCUCAUGGUGUCUGAGUUGUUGCACAGCUGGGGCCAAGAGGGUUUCCUUCAACACAUAGAUGGGGUGAUUGAGUUUUACAGGAAACAACGUGACGCCAUGAUCGGCUCUGCAGACAAGUGGCUCAAAGAUGUUGCGGAGUGGCAUGCUCCGUCGGCAGGCAUGUUCCUGUGGAUCAAACUAAAGGGCAUAGCCGAUACCCAACAGCUGAUUAUGAAGAAAGCCUUGGAGAAAGAGGUGCUGCUGGUUCCUGGAGGCGUCUUCAUGAUCAACAGCAGUGAGCCCUGUCCCUACGUCAGAGCAGCCUUUUCUCUCUCCACACCAGAGCAGAUUGAUGAGGCUUUCAGAAGACUCUCUUCUCUCAUCAAAGAAGCUUUGUGAUCAAAGAUUUAUUUCCCCCGGGGCAAAUGCUGUAUUUUUUUAACUUGGACUUUUAUGUUAAAAUAUAUCAUCAAGUAUGUUUUAAAAUUGUGUAAUCUCUGACUGUAUCUAUACCACAGUCAAGAGGAGACAACACUUUCUUCCCCAAAUGUUUUUAUGGGUGCAUGUUCAGUCAACAUGACUUGCUGCUUAUUUGGAGUUUUAGAAGGAAAACAAACACAGUCAUUGACUUCAUUGUUUGUUGCUCCUCCGUUGCACUACACAGUGAAGAUGUCUGUAUCUCAUCAUGCACAAAAAAGUAAAUACUAACUUUUUUUAAAAAUCA